Molecule: messenger RNA, 1751 nt
Organism: Zingiber officinale
Lineage: Eukaryota; Viridiplantae; Streptophyta; Magnoliopsida; Zingiberales; Zingiberaceae
Product: probable protein phosphatase 2C 24
Exons: 4
Coding region: 219-1556 (445 amino acids)
Biological process (GO): protein dephosphorylation
Cellular component (GO): nucleus; cytosol
Molecular function (GO): protein serine/threonine phosphatase activity; cation binding
Source: RefSeq, a predicted model, not a curated record
CAAUAAUUACGCUCUCGUCUCUCUCCCUCUGUCUCAGUUCGGUCAAGUCCAUGUCCUCCUCCUUUAAAUAGAAAUAGAACACAGGUAAUUAACCUCUCUGCUCUCCCCCUUCUCUCCCACUCCCCCCCUCUAUCUCUCUGCUCACCUCGCCAGAUGAUCGACGACGGAGAUCGGAGUUACUCGAGGCUCUCGGUUUCUCUGGCCGAUCCCAGCCGUUAAUGGCUGCCCACUUCUUGGUGAUGGCCGGCGAAGGCGACUCACCGGAAAAAUGCCGCGAGCCGCGCCGGCGGCGGAUCGAGACGAGCCCCCUCGAGCCCGAUAGGGCAAUUGCAUCUUCUUCGAGCACAAGGGCUGCGGUGAGGAGGCCGGAGAUCGGCGAGGUGGUUGAACUGCUCUGUCCAGGCGAUGCGGGAAGCGGGAAGAGGUACCGGGCUGGCCGUAGCGACCAAGCACCACUUCCUAUAUCUCUCUCGCCGCUGCAUACCUCCUCGAGUUCUUCAUCGUCUACUUCUUCGCCAUCUGGCGGAGACGCUAGCAUUCCGGCGAUCGCUUCUAGUUCUAUGUCGGCACCGGCACUCGUGGAUACCUCCAUCAUGUUCGGAUUUAUAUCCCUCUCCGGUAGGUCUAGAGAGAUGGAGGACGCUGUAUCUGUCCAGCCGGGAUUUUUCAGGCGUGAUGGACGCGCUCCGCUCCAUUUCUUUGCUGUCUUCGACGGCCACGGCGGCUCCCAUGUUUCGGCUCUGUGCAAGGAACGGAUGCACGUCAUAUUGGGUGAGGAGCUAAGCCAGGGGGAGGCGACCGACGGCGAGGAAGUGGCUUGGAUGAGGGCAGCAGUUGAGAGGAGCUUCGCGCGGAUGGAAGACCUGGCGCUGUCGGCGUGCGCGUGCGGGAGGGUCGGGCUUCCCCUCUGCAGGUGCGAUCGCUCCGGGAUCGAGUCUGACAUCGUCGGAUCGACAGCGGUUGUGGCCCUACUCGACGGGAACAGGAAGCUCGUCGUGGCCAACUGCGGGGACUCGCGGGCGGUGCUCAGCCGCGGGGGUCAAGCGGUGCCUCUCACCGAUGAUCACAAGCCCGAUCGCCCGGAUGAGUUGGCAAGGAUAGAAGGUGCUGGUGGGCGUGUGAUUUAUUUUAAUGGAGCUCGAGUUAGUGGAAUGCUUGCUAUGUCACGAGCAUUAGGAGACAAGUACCUGAAAGCUUUUGUGACAUCCGAGCCGGAGAUCUGCGUGUUGGAUAGAUCUCCCGAAGAUGAGUGCUUAAUCAUUGCGAGCGACGGGCUAUGGGACGUCAUACCUAAUGAGGUAGCGUGCAAUGUGGCUCGACAGUGUCUGGCAGAAGCUGAUCCACCAAAGGAUUCCGAGAUCCUCAGUGGAAUAGGUGGUGGGGAUGAAGCUGGCGGUCCAGAGAAAGAACAAGCAUCUGAUGCAGAGAACAAGCAACCAUCCGAUUCACGCUGCUCUCUCGCAGCGGCGCUCUUGGCAAGGCUUGCAUUGGCACGGAAUGCCACUGAUAACAUAAGCGUAGUCGUGAUCGACUUGAGGAGAAUAAACCAAGGGUAGUCUGAUAAUUUCUAGUGUUUUUCGUUGACGUUUAUGUUGCAGAAAGUCUUGGCGGGUACUGAAACAAAAUGUGUUUUUGAAGGCCCCCCUCAGACGAGAAAAGAAAUGUAUCCAAGGGAUGAUGUUUGUACAGACGACAUGAUACACUAAUGCAAACCUUAGUAGUCCGAGAUGGUUUUAUUUUAUUAUCUAAAA